Sodiomyces alkalinus F11 is the source of this 7128-nucleotide messenger RNA. RefSeq lists its product as hypothetical. The coding region runs from base 1 to 7128 and encodes 2375 amino acids. The transcript has 5 exons. Gene Ontology annotation, biological process: fatty acid biosynthetic process; secondary metabolite biosynthetic process. The record is from RefSeq and is a predicted model, not a curated record. NCBI's taxonomy places the organism in Eukaryota, Fungi, Ascomycota, Sordariomycetes, Glomerellales, Plectosphaerellaceae. Gene Ontology annotation, molecular function: fatty acid synthase activity; oxidoreductase activity; 3-oxoacyl-[acyl-carrier-protein] synthase activity.
AUGCCGGGACUCACCAUACAAUCGUCCUCCUCAGCCAGCUCGCUCAGCGGCGGCGUGGGCUGGCAGGAAUCACUGGCGAUUGCGAGCGAUGAAGAAUACGCAGCCAAUUUCCCCAAUGGAUACACCGAGAAACCCCUGAGCGAACAGCUCGAGCCUAUCGCUGUGGUUGGAAUGGGUGAGACGAGCUCGAACCCUGCAUCAUUACAGUUACACUUUCACUCUCCAACCGGCAGGACUCCCAAGGUGCCGGCUUCACGAUUCAACAUCGAUGCCCACCUCCAUCCGAACAACGAGCGUCCUGGCUCAUUUAAUGUCCCUGGCGGAUAUUUCCUGGACAGCAGUCUCCAAGAAUUCGACCCGUCACUUUUCAAUAUCUCACCCAUUGAGGCCAUGUGGAUGGACCCCCAGCAGCGAAAGCUCCUCGAGGUCGUCUACGAGUCUCUAGAAUCCGGCGGCAUUACGCUGAGCCAGAUCGAAAACACCAAGACGGCCGUGUUCGUCGGGAGUUUCACCAGCGACUUCCAACAAAUGUCCUUUAAGGAGCCGGACUUCCGUCACAGCUACGCCGCCACGGGAGUUGACCCGGGCAUCAUCUCGAACCGCAUCAGUCACGUCUUCAACCUGUCAGGGCCGAGCAUAACGGUCAACACGGCCUGUUCGUCUUCCAUCUAUGCGAUGCAUAACGCGUGCAACGCCCUCCGGAAUAACGAGUGCAGCGGCGCCAUUGUGGGUGGAACCAACUUGAUACUCACCGUCGACCAGCACAUGAACACCGCGAAGCUGGGCGUUCUCUCCCCGGAUUCCACCUGCCACACUUUCGAUGCGACAGCCAAUGGCUACGGCAGAGCGGACGGCGUUGGAGCCGUCUAUCUAAAGCGUCUCAGUGAUGCCCUUCGUGACGGGGAUCCCAUCCGUGGCGUGCUAAGGUCGUCGGCGGUAAACUCGAACGGCAAAGUUCCCAAUGUGGGCAUUACCUACCCCAACAAAGAGGGCCAGGUUCAGGUCAUCCAACACGCGUACCGGCGCGGCGGUGAUCUCGAUCCGCGCUACACGGGGUAUUUCGAGUGCCACGGAACAGGCACGCCAGUUGGCGACCCGAUCGAGGUCCACGCCGUCUCGCAGGCAAUGAACAAGGAAGGCGUCCCAAAAACGGCCGACCCGUCCACCGAAGCCCUGUGGAUUGGUGCUGUCAAAACAAAUAUCGGCCACAGCGAAGCGGCUAGCGGUCUUUCGGCCAUUAUCAAGGCCGUAUUGACGACAGAGAGGGGUCUGAUCCCGCCAACUAGGGGCUUGGUAAACCCCAAUCCAAACAUUGACUGGAAGUCCUGGAAUGUCAAAGUUCCUUCGGAACCUCAGCUCUUCCCUGACCACCUUCCCGUGAGGCGCGUGAGCGUCAACAGCUUCGGCUAUGGCGGUACCAACGGCCACGUCAUCGUUGAAGGCGUCCAGUCUCUUGUUCCGGGCUACACACACGGUCAAAAGAAAGCCGGCGCGAAAGGCGCCGAGCGCGGAGUCUUCAGCCAGAGACGACCCUACCUGCUCCCCUUCUCGGCGCACGACAAGCCGACUCUGAUGCGGAAUCUGGAAGCCUACGCCAAGGCGGUCGGGGACUACAACCUGCUCGACCUGUCUUACACCCUGGCCAACCGCCGUUCCAGACUGCCGAGCCGCGGUUUCGUGGUGAGCAGCCCCAGCAGCGUGGUCAACGACUUUGCCAAUAUCGCGGAGAAGUUCGCCUUCGCGGACAAGAAAAAGGCGCCCGCCAUCGGCUUUGCCUUCACUGGCCAGGGUGCGCAAUGGGCGCGCAUGGCAACGGAUCUCAUGCUCUACUACCCGAGUGUCUUGCGCACCAUCCGCAAGCUGGACCAGGUGCUGGGCGAUCUCCCCAAUGGCCCGGAUUGGACAUUGGAAGACGUCCUUCAGGAAGAUGCGUCGACGUCUCGGAUCAACGAAGCAGAAUUCUCUCAGCCGUUGUGUACUGCGGUUCAAAUUGCCAUUGUCGAACUUUUGCAGUCCUGGGGAGUCAUGCCAUCGGUCGUCGUCGGUCAUUCAUCGGGCGAGAUUGCUGGCGCAUACGCCGCCGGCCUGAUCGGUUUCAACGAAGCCAUCGUCGCGGCCUACUUCCGUGGAAGGACCGUAAGGGACAUCAAGACCAACGGAGCCAUGAUGGCUGUCGGACUGGGCUCUGAGGCCGUUCAGAGCUAUCUUUCCGACUCCCAGGGCCGCGUCGUGGUGGCAUGCCAUAACUCACCUGCUCUGGUGACACUGAGCGGUGAUGCCGAUGCCCUCGAAGCCGUAAAGGAACGGCUCGACAAAGACAAGGUCUUUGGGCGCAUGGUCAAGACGGGCGGGAAGGCUUAUCACUCUUUCCAUAUGGAACCGGCAGCAGGAGCUUAUAACGCUCUCCUGAGCGAGGCCCAGUACUAUAUGGACGCCCCUGAGAGAAAGGUCACCAAAGCAGUCAUGGUAUCCUCGGUCACCAACGAGCCUUUGGACCCAGAGACGCCCCUGGGUGCUCAUUACUGGUGCUCCAACCUGAUCAGCCCCGUCAAGUUUGAGCAAGCCGUCCAGACGAUCGGUUCUCUCCCAAGCUUCAAGGACGCUGAUCUCCUCUUGGUCGAGAUUGGCCCUCACUCUGCCCUUCAAGGACCCAUUAAGGCCAUCUGCCGCGAGUACAAGCUGGAGCGGAUGAGCUAUCUCCCGACCAUGGAGCGCGGUGGGAACUCGGCAUUCCAGCUGUUGACUCUUGCCGGUCAACUGUUCUUGCGGAACUUUGACCUCAACUACGAGCGUGUGACCGCCAUCGAGGAGGUUUCGGACUCUGGAAAGGACCGACUGAAGAAAGGCAAAGCCCUCGUGGAUCUGCCCACCUAUCAGUGGAACUACGCGAAGAACCUUUGGGCAGAACCCCGUCAGUCGGCCGAGCACAGAGCUCCCCAAUACGCGCGUCAUGACACGCUGGGCUCCCGCAUUCCCGGAGGUUCCAAGUAUGGACCUACGUGGCGAAACCGCCUCCGCAUUAUGGAUCUGCCAUGGCUGAAGCAUCACUCCCUUGGCGGUGAAGUCGUCUUCCCGGCUGCGGGCUACUUCAGCAUGGCCAUCGAGGCCGUGACCCAGAUGAACGAAGAGAGUCGACUGGAGGAAGAAGUGACCAGCUACACCCUCCGCGAUGUCUCCAUCAAGGCAGCCCUUGUGGUUCCCGACGACAACGACGGGAUUGAGACCAUGUUCACACUCCGUCCCAGCGUUUACAGCGACAGCGACAGCAACGGCCUCGUCGCAUGGUGGGACUUCAACGUCUCGUCGUGCUCGGACGACGGGCAUUGGAACAGCCACAUGACCGGCACCGUCGGCAUCAACGCACAGCCGAGGCAGACCCCCAAGGAGAUCCCUCCCAUGCGCCAGCGGGCAACGGGCAAGGCUUGGAACCAGGCCUUGAAGGGGGUCGGUUUCGAUUAUGGCCCGUCGUUCCAAGACAUGCAGGACGUCCGCUCGGAUGGAAAGCUAUAUCACGCGGCGUCUGCUUCUGUUGUGAAGACGGAAUCCGGUCUGGUGGAAGGCGAAUCUCGUCAUGUCCUUCAUCCCACGGCGAUUGACUCGUGCCUUCAGCUUAUCAUCGUUUCUAUCUAUGCGGGUAAGAUGCAGGACAUGACCUGCGGAGCCGUCCCCAUCCAACUGGACGAGGUUUCCAUCUGGCCCCCAACAAGUGCUCAGUUGGAGAACCCCAAAGCCCAAGCCUUCUCCUGGACGGAUGAACGCGGUUUCCGCACCUUCAAUAGCAGCACGCAGCUGGUGGGAAGCGACGGUCAGCUCGUCAUGUGCAUCAAGCAGAUGCGUUCCGUCGCUUAUGAAGCUGCCGUUCCUCAACGCAGCACAGCCACCAUCAAGGAGCAACCGUUCAUGAAGCUUGCUUGGAACGUCGACAUUACCACGCUUACCGCCGACAGCCCCGUCAAAGGCCUCAGCGCUCAAGACCUUGUCGUACUGGCUGGUUUCAAAACCCCGGGUAUCAGAGUCCUCGACCUCGGUGCCCUUGAUCCGGUAUCCAUGUGUCAGGCAACCGAGUUGAUGCACUACACGGCGACCACGACGACGGAUGAGGAUCUGGAGAGUCUUCGGCUGGCCAUCUCACCCUAUCACCAUGCCGCCGCUCUCAAGGUCGAUCCUGCUUUGGACUUGGAGUCGCAGAAGCUACAGGCCGGGCAGUUUGACUUGAUCCUACCGGGGACCCUGACGGACGCUGCCAAGCUCCACUGGCUACUUGCGCCAGGAGGUCGUGUUAUUGGUAAUGCGAUCACGUGCGCCUCGCUAGGGAAACUCUUCUCUGUCCUGAGCCUGCGAAACGGCCUGGCCAUCGCCACGGCCCAAGAGGACCAUACCAAUGGCAUAAACGGCACCAACGGACACAGCUCUCGCUUCAUCACCAUCAUCUACCGCAACGAGGUGACAGACUUUUGCCGCAGCCUUGCCAAACUCGUCGAAGGACUCGGCACCCCCCGGUUCGUGCGGUUGGCAGAUGCCCCUGCCGAACUCACCUCUUUCCAGCACGUCAUCGUGGCCUGUGACCUGGAAGGACCACUCCUCUUGACCCUCGAAGCCAGCGAGCUUUCCGGCCUGCAAAGCGUCGUCUCUCAGACGUCGUCCAUCACCUGGGUGUCGGCCGGCGGUCUCAAAGAUGGCGUCGCGCCCGAACAGGCCAUGGCAUCCGGCCUCGCGCGGUCCGUCAGUUCCGAGAUGGCGUCGGUCGAUUUCACCACCGUGGACGUCAACCUCGCAACCACGUCUACGCAAUUCGCCUUGACCCAAGUUUUGAAUGCGCUGGACCGGCAGAUUCACCACGCGGAGGGCAAAGAGUCCGAGUACUGCGUCGACAACGAGCUCGUAUACAUCAGCCGGCUCGUGGCCGACGACACCUUGAACGAGGAAUUCGGUCCGCAAAGUUCCGUUGUCAAGAUGGUUUCGUUCAAGGAGUCUGAUCACCUCGUCGGACUACCCCAAGCGGGCAAGCUCGUAUAUACCCAAGCGGACCGCUCCAACCAAGCAAUCGGCGCCGAUGAGGUUCAGGUCCGAGUCAUCCUGACUGAUCUCGACAAGGAGGACGUGAUGGUUCGCCAAGGAACAGACUACCCCACCACUUUCUCCCACGAGAUCUAUGGUGAGGUUACCAUGAAGGGGUCCGAUGUGAAGGACAUCGACGUGGGUGACCGUGUCUUCGGCUUCAACCGCGACAGGCUGGCUACCUUCCAGACCGUAAAGGCGGCCAUGCUCCAGAAGGCCGUGGACACGGACGUUCCGGAAGAGGUCGUUACCUUACCCCUGGCUUAUGCAACGGCCCUCCAUGGAUUGAGCACACUGGCGCGUGUCGAGGAAGGAGACGUCGUCCUGGUCCUCCACGGGACUGGAGAUGCCGGCGCUGCUGCCAUGACCCUCAGCAAGCAGAAGAAGGCCGCUACCUACGUUGCUGUGAAGUCUGAGGCCGACGCUGCAACGGUUGCUGCCGUCUUUGACCUCCCCCUCGAGAACAUCAUCAGCGAUUUCGAUCACAACGUGAUGGCGAGGUUGGUGGGGCUGACAGGAGGACGUGCGGCCGAUAUUGUCUUCAGCUCGGCGUACGUACCUCCCGAAGUGUCACACGAGUGCUGGCGAGGCAUUGCGCCCUUUGGCCGCUUCCUCGAGGUUGGCCGGAAGAAUGUUCUUAAGCGUGCUGCUAUGGACACCGUUCCCCUUCGCCGCGGAGCUUGUUACAUGGCCUUCGAUAUCAUCGACCUUUGGACCCAGAAGCCCCAUCUUCUGUCUGCCUACUUGCGCGAGACGACUACGCUCUACAGACAGAGGCUCGUGUCCGCCGUAGGUCCUAUCGAGAAGAGAAACAUUACUCAAUACGACGAGGCCGUCGCAUCGUUCAGCAAUGAUUUCGGCGUCGGAAAGACGGUCAUCGAGUAUGCCGAGUCGAGCGGACAAAUCAGCAUGCUUCCCAAACGGCCCGAGUUCCAGUUCCGUCCUGACGCUACUUACUUCCUCGUGGGCUGCCUGGGUGGUCUUGGUAAGAGUUUGACCGAGUGGAUGGUGCAACGUGGAGCUAGGAGCUUCGCCUUUAUGUCGAGAUCCGGCGUCAACAGCGCAGAGGCGUCGGCAUGGCUUGGUAGCAUCGAGGCUGCGGGAGCUACUUGUCAGAUCAUCAAGGGAGACGCAGCCAAGAAGGAGGAUGUGGACGCAGCGCUGCAGCUCGUUCCCGCUGAGUACCCCGUUAGAGGCGCAGUUCAUGCUGCCAUGGUCUUGCGUGACGGCCUUUUCCAUUCCAUGUCAUACGACAACUGGAAGACCUCAAUUGCCCCCAAGAUCCUCGGAGCAAUCAAUCUGCACGAAGCACUCUCUGACACAGAUCUGGAUUUCUUCGUCUUCACCAGCUCGACUUCAGGCAUCCUAGGAACGCCCGGCCAAGCCAACUACGCCGCCGGCAACAGCUUCCUCGACUCGCUCGCCCGGCAUCGCGUGGCUAACGGGAAACGCGCCUCGUCUCUCAUCCUCCCCAUGGUCCUCGAUGUCGGCGUCGUCGCCGAGAACCCCGAAAUCGAAGCCGCGCUGCGCCGCAAGGGUAUCUACGGCAUUGACGAAAUGCAUUUGCUCGAGGCCUUCCAAGCCGCCAUGUCAACGCAGGCCGCCGAGACACCCGCGGAUCACAUCAUUGUGGGCAUGGAUCCCAGCAAGCUCAAGGAAUCGCUGUCGAGCAGCGACGUCACCGAUAGCUUCUGGACCGAGGAUGAGCGGUUCAAGGCUGUCCUGCAAACCAUCAACUCGACGGGUUCUUCCAGGGAUGGCGGCGCCGGUGCCGGUUUCACUAUUCUCAAGGCCAUCCACGAGGCGGAUACUCCAAAAGAGGCCGUAGACUUGGUGACGGAGCAUUUCACCACCAAGCUCUCGCGGCUGUUGCUACUGGACCUUGACAUCUUCCAGCCUGAGGUUCUACCUAUUGCGGACUAUGGCCUGGACAGCAUGAUUGGCGCUGAGCUGCGUAACUGGAUCUUCAAGGAGUAUGCUUUGGAUAUUCCGUUCCAGCAGCUCAACGGGCCGGGCCUGACCAUCGCCAAGUUUGCGGAACUUGUCUGUGUAAAUCAAGGUAUAAAAUGA